AUGUUCGAAUAGGUAGAAGCGGAUUAUAUCGCUCGAUUAGCGCAGUUGGAUAGACGACUGAAAGAGCUGAACGAUGAGAAAGAAAAGCUGUUGAAAGUACACGAUACGACGUUGGAUACGAUGAGACGAACGCUGAAUGAGAAGGACAAAGUGAAUCGUGAAAAACAGGCGAAACUCGAGUCGAGGAUUCAGGAACUGGAGAGAAUUCAAGACAAUCUUAAAGCGGGUCUGUUAGAAGCGUCGAAGCCUGCCACAGGACCAGGUAGUAAAUCACCGCCAACGCCGCCACCGCCACCCCCUGGACCGCAUCGGAUCAGUCAGACUCAGUCAGCAGACGAUGAUACAAACACUUUUCCAGCCCCGCCAUCGACAGCCUCAAUUCCCCCGCCACCCCCACCUCUCCCUCCCCCCGGAAUGCUUGGCGGUGGCGUGCCCCCUCCCCCUCCUCCUCCACCCAUUGCUAAUCACACCUUAUCACCACCAGUCAAUGAUGUUAUGACCAUCAAAAAAAUUUAUAGCACG
Molecule: messenger RNA, 522 nt
Organism: Anisakis simplex (herring worm)
Lineage: Eukaryota; Metazoa; Nematoda; Chromadorea; Rhabditida; Anisakidae
Source: the annotation of a GenBank genome assembly